AUGACCGAUCCUAAAACACAACGAUUUGAAGUCCCCCAUAAGCACGUGGGACCUUUCAGCGGUCCGGCAGCCUCCAACUUAAAAUAUAAAGUUGAUGUCCAGCAAAAUCCCUUUGGCAUCGUGGUGACAAGAGCAAGCAAUGGAAAAGUCUUGUUCAAUACCACCAUCGGCCCUCUGCUAUAUGCCGAGCAGUUUUUACAGCUCUCCAUCAAACUCCCCAGCAGCAACGUCUACGGGGUGGGUGAGCACGUGCAUAAGCAAUACCAACACGACUUCAGCUGGAAAACCUGGCCCAUAUUCAGCAGGGACGCAGCCCCUUCCGGAAACAUGGAUAACUUAUAUGGCGUUCAGACUUUCUUCUUGUGUUUGGAAGACAACACUGGAGCCUCUCUUGGUGUUUUCUUGAUGAAUAGCAAUGCCAUGGAGUUCGCCCUGCAGCCAGCGCCGGCUGUCACUUACAGGACCAUCGGGGGAAUUCUUGAUUUUUACGUCUUCUUGGGAGACACCCCCGAGCAAGUGGUGCAGGAGUAUGUGAAGAUUGCUAAAUCCAUCCGUACACGUGCGCCAAAAGUUUCCCAGCGUGGCCGUCUGCUACUGGAGCCUGCAAUG
Fulmarus glacialis (Northern fulmar) is the source of this 609-nucleotide messenger RNA. RefSeq names its product maltase-glucoamylase, intestinal-like. The record is from RefSeq and is a predicted model, not a curated record. Gene Ontology annotation, molecular function: alpha-1,4-glucosidase activity; carbohydrate binding. Gene Ontology annotation, biological process: carbohydrate metabolic process. The annotation marks the transcript as partial. The transcript has 5 exons. Lineage: Eukaryota; Metazoa; Chordata; Aves; Procellariiformes; Procellariidae.